Penicillium verrucosum is the source of this 3573-nucleotide messenger RNA. RefSeq lists its product as uncharacterized. The coding region runs from base 1 to 3573 and encodes 1190 amino acids. The record is from RefSeq and is a predicted model, not a curated record. The transcript is spliced from 3 exons. Lineage: Eukaryota; Fungi; Ascomycota; Eurotiomycetes; Eurotiales; Aspergillaceae.
AUGAAUCGAUUCCGCAAACACAAGAAGGCGAAGGAGCCCGCGGAGGACCAAGAAGCGACAUCACCAGGAUUCAGUCUGAAACCGUCAAAGAAGAAGGCCGUACCGGAACCCAAACCAGAUUUCGACCUAUCAGCCGCACUGCCCCCGACAGACAACUUCCGCACCAGUCUCUUAAUGCCUAAAUUGUCCGCUCGAUUUAGCAUGCUGAAGGAACAGGACGACCCACUUUCAAUGCUGGGCAAGGCCAGUGAUGAUAGCGUUUUGUUUCCCAAACGCGCUUCGCGACUCAAUUUGUUCGGCCACAGCCCGGCCAUGCUGGCAGACAUCGACGAAGUUUGCUCCAAUGACGGUAGCCGACCAUCCCUUGCACUGGACCGUGGUUCUUUCGCUUCUGGUGGGGAUGGCUAUGGUACAGACGAUGACCGAUCCCAAGCGGGCAGUAUGAUGAGCAGAGCCCGUCGCGCCGAAGGCAAUAAUCUGUUCGGAGGUCGCCAAAAGAUUUACAAGAUCCCCGUUAGAUCGCCGGGAGCAACAACUCCCGAUGCGCCAGAGGCUGCUAACCGGGGAAUGGGAAAGCCGGUCUAUGACCACGACAUGAACCUAUCCGCUUUCCAGAAGUUGCGCCUCAAGGAGAAGGAAGAGAGAACAGCGGAGGCCGCUCGGGAAUCUGGAUAUGCCGCCUCAACUGCUUCAUCUAACAGUCGGGCCACAUACUCCUCCACCGCAUCCGGGCCUCUGUCAACAGUUCCAACGUCAACUGGAGCAACCUCGGCCGACGAGUCACCGAUGAACACAUCCCACUCUCCAGUGACUGGUUAUCCGUUCCCGGAAACACUUCCCGAGGCCCCUCGGCCCGGUCCUGCUCCCAUGUCUGCCCCGCGCAAUGGUUCGAUUCGCAAUCGUCGUCUCUACGGACAAGGAUUGACCCAGGCUGCUCAGAGCCAACAGAGCUCAACCUUGAACCGUCUGGAGAGUCUGAGCCGCCAGCGUGCCGGAACUCCAGAUCUCCCCUCUCUGAAUCGCAACUACUCCAGAAGUGCCACCAACCUGCGGGAUCGCCUGCAAAAGCUUGCAAUUGUCGAGCCCGCUUCUACCGCACGGCCGACUAGCCCUCCUUCCUCCGCAACAUCACCGAAGCCCCGCAUGUCCGGAGAAGCCGCAAUCAGAGACCGUCCCUCGCCAACAGCAGCAACAUUUGGGGCUCCCCCUGAGCCCGCCCACAAGCGAGAACGACGAGAAGAUCAUGGAAAAGCUACCGCCAUGGGCUUAUUCAACCGACCUGUCACUGGUUUCGACGAGCAGGCAUUCUCCCGCCGCCAACUCCAAAUGCACCAAGGACGAGAGACUCCGCCUCCGCGUCGUGCAUCACCCCCGCGACGACCUCUACCCGCGGAACCCGUGGGCCGUGCUCGCGGACUAUCCAAGUCCAGCUAUCGUUCCCGGGCAGGGUCCGCCUCGUCUCACUACAGUAGCGAUGCGCACCGCGGCAUUGAUAAAUCCGGUGUGCCCAGCGUUGAGGCUUCUCCCUUCAGGCCCGGAGUGAGGACUUUCUACGCCAACUCAUCUGCCAGCGAGUCUGGCGAUGAAGGGGAGAACCCUUCUUCGCACGAACCCUCAUCUGCCACUGCAUUGACCACCGAGUACGGUCCGCCGCUCCAGCACUCCAGCAUAGCAUCUAACAAGCCAUCGACUCCCACGAAGGAUCACCUCGAAACGCUCCCCGAAGUGAGAUACUCCGAUCUAGGUGAUCUUAGACCCAUCGCCGAGAACGACAUUGACUUCACAACUGCUUCUUCCGGCAUCAGCGAUAACACACCCAAGAGACCUGACUCGCCAACCCUGCAGCCAGAUCAAGGCUUUACUGGAGAAAGUGACAAAUCUUCCGUCUUCCCUCCUCCUUCGCCUCGUUUCCUGCAGCAGCAAAAUGAUACAGAGCCCCCUAAUACCGAGACCCAGAAAUCGACUGCCCAGCCACCAACCGCUGUUUCCAAGAUAUCCGAACCUCGCGAAGAGAGUCGGCCAUCGUCAACAACCCGCCCAGGAACCUCGAGCUCGCAAUCUCCUUCUGGACAUUCCGCGGAGGGCACGGGUUCUCGAAACAGCGAAGAGUCAUCCGCACCUGGAACUAUCCCCGGCACAGCUUCUGUAUCGACCGGUCCGUCCUGGAGGGAGGAAUUGGAACUUCACCAUCGCCGACAUGGGAGCACUGAAACCCAAAGGGAGCGAGAGGAAUUCGCCAUGGAGCUGGCAGAGAGGCGUAGAAAGGUGCAGGAGAAGCUUCGAAGUGUUGCUGAAAGCGAAAGCCGAUCCAGCAGCCCCACCCCGGGACGGUCAACUCCAGAUUUGUCCCGGACUGGUAACGCAUUCGCCAUGCUGAAGCAAAAGUCUAACAAGCAGGCUAGCGCAAAGCCGGAUCAAAAGAAAUUGUUCGGUUAUGCUGCUGGCAAUUCGUCCACGCCUGCUCUCUCUUCUGAUGACUCCUGGCGUGAAGAGGAGCGGCCCUCUUUCAACUUCGGCCGCCACUCCAACUCCAGCUCUCCCCAUAUUGGAUCGGAGCGUUCGCUCAGAUCUCGUAUGCCAUCUCUCAGCCGCGACAACAGCUACGAAGACUCGCGCGAGUCCAGCCGCAGCCGUGGCCCCUCGCCCUCGCCCUUCCGAGACCAGAGAGAUCGUGCAGGCUCGGAUGCAUCGGGCCGGUCCAAGAGUCGAACCAGACUUCGCGAACGGGAUGACCUCCAAACAGUGGACGAGGGUUCAAUCAUCGCACAUGACAACUUUGUUGUUCCGGAGGACUAUGAGCCUCCUGUGCCUACCUCGCGCCCUACGUCGAGUCGCCCAUCAGCAGAAAUGUCUGACUCCAUGAACUUCGACCGCACCCCCUCUGCCGCUUCGGGCCGACACCGCAGUACUAGUCGAUCCGGUACACCAAGCUUCCAAUACGAACGGCCAUUCCAGUUCUCGCAGUCCAACACAUCCUCGAUCAUCGGUGCUUCGCCCCGGCCCCCGCCUGCCGCCCCGGCCUACUCUGCGAAUGCCACUCCUCCGCUGAAUGAAAUGCCCACAGACAGCUCAUCUACAUCCCUGGCUUCUUCAUCUAGCAACUCGCAGAUUCCCCAACGUGGUUUGGGACACGGCUCCCUCCUGAAGCGCCCUGUGAACAAGAAGCAGAUCUCUGAGCCAACCUUUGUCUCAUCCACGUCAAACGUGCCUCUGGUCGGUCUCCCACCCGGAUCCGCGCUGCCUUCACCCAGCAGCGCACCUCCAGUGCCACCUAUGAACCCUCGCCGUCGCCGCGGCACCGCCACUCAAACCAUCUUGGGUGCGUUCAAGACCGACAAGACCGACAAGAACGACCUUUCACGGGUCGCUUCGCCGGCCCCGAGCACCGCGGACGAACACAGUGUCCUCCCGGACGAAGAAAAACGUCCGCGCUCCCGCAACCGUCUCCGCAAGACCUCGAGCGAGGCUGCUAACCUGAACGCGCGGGCGCGCCAGGAAUCCGUAACGGGCACUCCACCGGCUGUGCCUCAAUACCCGCCUCCCGCUAUCCCCGUCGAUGGAGGCAUGUUCUAA